Messenger RNA from Coregonus sp. 'balchen', 8695 nucleotides. The record is from the annotation of a GenBank genome assembly. NCBI's taxonomy places the organism in Eukaryota, Metazoa, Chordata, Actinopteri, Salmoniformes, Salmonidae.
AGCCUGAACAGCACGCAGGGGGAGAUCAGAGUGGGAUCAAGUCAUCAGGUAAUAGUCCAACAACCCCCUUUAAGCAAGAUGUCACUCUGUCUACUCUGUAUUGCCCAUAUGAGACCUUACCAGAUAGCAGUACCGGUUUGUCUUCGACAGUCUCUAGCAAAAUCUCUGAGAUACUUGAUUCAUACAGUGUGUCAUCAUAAACUAUCUCACUGUCAUAACCUGUCAUAAAUUUGCCUAUAUUUGUGAAUUACAUGGCGCAAAAGUCAUAUCAUUGUAAUAAACUGUCUGUGACAGUGAGACUAACAUGUUACCUGUCUGUAUUAUUCGUGUGUAUGCAGGCUAAGCUCCCUGAGCUGCAACCACGCCCUGUGUUUGGUGUGCAGACCCAGACAGAGAAUGAAGAGUUGGUGUGGAUGCCAGGGGUCAACGAUUGUGACCUCCUCAUGUACCUCAGAGCUGCUAGGUUAGUGUCAACUCAGCAGCACUCAAAUUAGCCUGGUUCCAGAUCUGUUUGUGCUGUAUACCCAACUCCUGUGGUUGUUGUUGGCUAUACAGCACAAACGGAACUGGGACCAGGCUACACUCAUACUGUAUCUCUUGUGUGAUGAAUGGCGCAUACGAUUCCUGCCAGAUUUAAAGACGGAUGGGAUGCAUUCAAAACCUUGGUGUCUGUCAGCGUUGCAUAACACUGGUGGUGAGAGUGAUGUGCAUUAUUAUGGUCAUUAAGUUGUGUGCGGAAAAGAACAUAAUUGUUUCAGCUUGAUGAGCAUAUCAAGAAAGUGUGACUGCUGCUGGUUUUUAGUUGUCAUUUAGUCUAAAGACUUGUCCUAUCAAAGUUCUUCUAGCUAGCCUGUCAGGUCAUUAUUGUUAAAGAUAAUGUCAUUUAAAAACGCUUCUGUAGGAGUCUGUAGUGUACAAUGUUUGUCAUGCUUGUCAUCCUGACUGACUGCACAGCCCUCCUAAUGUAUUUAUCUUCCCUGCCUCUUCCUGAUUGAAGGAGUAUGGCAGCGUUUGCAGGGAUGUGUGAUGGAGGAUCUACAGAGGACGGUUGUUUGGCGGCCUCUCGUGAUGAUACAACACUCAACGCUUUAAACAUGGUCAGCAGGAUACGUUUGCUGCAUUUAAAUGGGAAUAUAUUCAUUUUCACCUGUUUAAUUAAAUUUUUCUCGUUUUUCUUUUUAAAUGUAUUUGUUGUUUUUAAGAAAAAAAAUGGUAGAGAAAAUUUGAACAAUAUAUUGUUACGAAUAAGAUCUUGAACCCUUCUCAGUAUCUCUGUGUUCCUCUGUCUCCCUCUACAGUUACACGCCAGCCGUUACGACGCAGCUAAAGCUCUCCAGCGCCUAGUGAAGAAACCUGUGCCCAAACUCAUUGAGAAAUGUUGGUCAGAAGAUGAUGUGGUAAGGCAGCUUGUACCAUGCUUACUUCAGGUCCAAAGACAAUGUUUAACUUUAGGCACUACGGCCCGAUUUAGAGUUGAGAUGAGCGUUGUAACUCUGACUUUUGCAUAAAUCAUUCUUUGAUGUCAACGGAAGACUUGCGCAGAUAAUUGAGUUAAGUGUUCAAAUUUCAAGGCCGAAUAUAGCCCUAUGUGCUAUUAGGGCUGCUCGGUGGUUACUCCAAGCAACAAGGCUAUGCAUGUUCAGUAUGAAUUAUGGCCAUUGUGUAACAUAGACAACAGUGGAACAAUUUGAAACACAUUUACACUGCAUGGUAUAUUGCACAAGUCAUAUGUUUGGGAACUAUGUUGACUUUGUUUUGCUUCCCCGACAAUCUUUUUAAAAUCAACAGAAGCGGUUUAUCAAAGGUUUGAGACAGUAUGGCAAACAUUUCUUCAGGAUUCGCAAAGAGCUGCUGCCCAACAAGAAAACGGUAAAUGAAAAUACCUGGUGUUAUAUAUUUUAUUAUCAUACUGCCUCUCAUGUCUGUCUAGACAUAACGGACAGAUAUAAAUGGACAUAACUAUACACACAAUCAACAGACCUAACUGUUUGCAAUGCAGUCAGUGGUUCCCUGUAUCUUCAUUGGAUUCUGCAUUCUGUGCCCCUCCUCAAAAUCACACGUGUUGUGUUGUUGGCAGGGUGAGUUGAUCACAUUCUACUACCACUGGAAGAAGACGCCCGAGGCUGCAGGCACCCGGCCCUACCGUCAGCACCGUAGACAGCCAUCCUCACGCAAGGCCAAGACUCGCGCCGCCCUUGCCACUGUGAAUACCCCCUCCCGGUCCCAAUCCAGUGAGUGCCGGGGAUUUUCAAUUCCCCUAAGAUUGAGCUGGCUUUCCCGGACACAGAUUAAGACUAGUACUGGACUAAUUGUGCAUGCUUUUUAAUCCAGAAUGAGGCUUAAUCUGUGUGUAGAAACAGGCCCUUAGUGUUCUAUCUUCCAGUAACUGUAGAUAACACAAAAAUAUCUGUAUAGCACUUUGUGACAUCUGCUGAUGUAAAAAGGGCUUUAUAAAUACAUUUGAUUGAUUGAACUACUGCUGCUCUUUAAUUAUUUUUUAUUUUUUACUUAUCUAUUUUUUACUUCACUUAUUUUUCUUAAAACUGCAUUGUUGGUUAAGGGCUUAUAAGUAAGCAUUUCACUGUAAGGUCUACACCUGUUGUAUUCGGCGCAUGUGGCAUAGAACAUUUAAUUUAAUUUGAAUAGGAGUGGGUAUAGUCUUUAAUCUGAUCGCUUCUCUCACCUGCAGUGGAUGUGAGUUCGGCCAGUGACGACGAUCUGGACAGUGAAGACAGCGAGCAGGGCACCUGUGGACACUGUGCCACUACCAGUGAGUACAGCUGAACUCUCUCCCAUUUCUCUUCAGAGAAUACAACUAUGUUAUUCCCCCAUUGAUUCUAUUGGCUUGCAUUGAUGUAAUGUAUCGUACUUGCUCCACCAGCCACCAGUGCUCGUCAAUGGGUUCUGAUGCACUGUAUAUCUGUGUACUAUGUAGCUGUCAAAUCCAAUUUCUCCUUUCAGGAUCAAUACCGUUGAUUAAAUUAAAUGUAAUGCUUUAAAGGUCCAAUGCAGCUGUUUUUAUCUCAAUAUCAAAUCAUUUCUGAAUAACAGUUAAGUACUUUACUGUGAUUGUUUUCUAUUAAAAUGGUCAAAAAGAAACAAAAAUAGCUUUUUAGCAGAGAGCAAUUUCUCAAGCAAGAAUCUUGCAAGGACUGUCUGGGAGUGGUCCGAGUGGGGAGGGGAAAACUAGCUGUUACUGGCAGAGAGGUUUGGAACUCUCUUUCUUAUUGGUCUAUUAACUAAUUUACUGCCUGGUGAUAACUCCAUCCUACCAAAACAGGCUGAAAUUUCAGGCGGUCUUUUCAAACAGCUCUUACACUAAAACGGCAUUAUCAUCAUUUCCAUAAUUUGACAGUAUUAUUCCAACCUCAUAGUGUGGAAAUAUGUAUAAAACACAGGAAAAUGACUUAAUUUCAGCCUCUAAGGACUGGCAGCACGGAGGCAGGGAUAACAUCCUCUUGUGUACCACUUGUCGGACCUUCUUCAACAAACAUGGCCGCCUGCCGCCCGGCCCCAAGCCUGCUGACCCUCCCUUCAUGUUCAAACCUGUCAAAGAGGAAGAGGAGGGCAACGGGAAGCACGGCAUGAGGACGCGACGCAGCAGAGCACCGGUAAGGCUGAGAACCUCCCAUCUUAGCCCCAUAUAGUGUAUACCUCCCUGCCACCCUCACUCCUUUUUCUCAGUCAGUCAGGGAAAGAUAUUGAUGGUACUAUCUAUUGUUGUUAUAAUCAUUCUCUCUUUCAAUACUUACUCCAAGUUGUAUCUCUCUCCAGUUGUCUUCACUAAGAAGUGGCCACAAGAGGCGGACCGGCUCUCCUACCAGUGAAGACCAGCAGUCCAGUAGCCAUCCCUCUCCCGCCCCCAGUGGAGCUAGCUCCACCUCCAACACAUCCAGAAGCUCCUGCUCAGACAAGACAGACUCCUCAAAGAAGCCUGGCAAGGUACAUAUUAUUUUAAGUCAGGGAUAUAGAUUUGUAUGCACUGUAAUGGCGCAUUUGUGAAUUGGAAGUACGCUUCAUAUCAUAACCAACAUCUAGUUGUAUAUCUGCCAUUCAGACCAGGGCUUCCUCUUCAUCCAAAUACUUUUGACUGUGUUGUACGUACAUUGUAGAACUGAAUUGAAUAAGUGAAUGAUAUUCCUUCCAUCCAACAGAAGAUCAAGGAAGAGGCGCCCCUACCAAAGAGUACUAAACGUUCCAGGGAGAGUGCAGCCCAAGACCCAGAGGAGCCUGAGAGAACUCCAACUAAAAGGACCAAGACACAGCAGGUGAGACGGAGACGAAGACAGUAGUGAGGCAAUGACAGCUAAAAGGUUCAAGAUCAGAGCGAAGCAAAAUGUACAAAACCAGCUCUCAGAAAUGCUUUUGUUGCCUCAUUGUUCUUCAUUUAAUGUCUUAUCUUCCUUCACUGAGCUACAUUGUUGAGUGUGCCUAGAUCUAUCCAGUGCCUCUUUUCGUGUAACAUUAACAUGAUGAGAACUCCCCUCACCGACAAUUCUAAUCGUGUGUCAUUCCUCUCUGGGUGAACAGGUGGAGUGCCGGUCGGAGGGCGAUGGAGAGGCUGAGGCAGAGGGGGGUGAGGUGGAGGAGGAGUGCUGCUCAGACAGCCGCAGUGCCCAGGACGACGGCAGCAGCGACACCAAAGACAUCGACCAGGACAACCGCUCCUCCUCCCCCAGCAUCCCCAGCCCUCGCCAGGGCAAUGAGGGCAACGAGAGUGACUCCGACUCCUCUGCCCAGCAGCACCAGGUUGGCCACCAGGCGGCAGCAGAGACCGUCAGUGCCCCUGCUGCUGCUGCCCUGGCUGAAACACAGACCUCACAGACUGUUCUUCCACCACAGGCUGCAGUCUCGACCACAUUCCUGCCCCCCCAGGGCACCUCUCCCUCUGCAGAUCCUGGCCAGGUACAGGCCCAGGCACCCCCCUCCCCAGAGCCCCCCCAGCCUUCAGUAGCCUCUGCCCAGGCUGGUCAGUCAGCUGGCUAUGAGUCAGGCCCACCACACAGCCAACCCCCACCCCCCUCCUCUCACCCUAUCUCUGGCCCAUCACCCCUCCCUCCACCACUGGGACAGGCCUUUCAUCCUCCAUCUCCUGUGUUUCAGGGUCCUCUUCCUCCAACUGGCUCUCUUCCUCCCACCCAGCCCCUGCCCCUCCAUGGUGCUCCCACCCAGGGUCCCCGCCCCCAGCGACCCCCUCCUCACAUACCCAGGGAACCUCCCUUCUCCCAGGCCCUCCCGCUCACAUCUGGGCCCCAAAUCAAACCACCCCCAACCACCCCCAUCCCACCAUCGCACAAGCAGCAGCCACCGCACCUCUCCUCUGCUCCCCCUUUCCUCCAGAUGCCGUCCAACCUGCCCCCACCGCCAGCACUGAAGCCCCUCAACUCCCUGCCCAACCAGCACCCUCCUGGUGCCCCUCCACCCCCCCUCCAGCUCAUGCCCCAGUCCCUGCCUGUGCAGCAGGGACUCCCACCCCAGCCUCCUGUGCUCACUCAACUGCAGAACCUCCCUGGCAGAGGCAGUCACUCCCACUCAUCCCUGCCCUCCUCCUCUGGCCCCUUGGCCUUGCACCCUGUCCCCUCUGCCUCCUCUCCCUCUACCAUGGGUCCAGUCCCUGGUCUCCAGUCCUCCUUCUCCUCCCUGCCCCUGCGCCCCUCGUCUGGAAACCCCAUUGGCAUGGGAGGGUCAAAUGUCCAGAUUAAAGAAGAGCCAUUGGAUGAGUGUGAGGAGCCUGAGAGCCCGCCCCCUCCACCCAGAAGUCCCUCACCAGAACCUUUGGUUGUCAACAUCGCCAGCCAUGCCAGCCAAUCAGCACGGUACUUACUGCAUGACAUCACUCAUGACGGUCCUAUAGAAUAGGUCUCCUUUACAGAGUUAAUUGUGGCCAUAUUGUUGACCACCUUGUGGUGUUGUUUCUCGAAGGAUAACAGAUGUUGUUCUUCUGAGUUACCUACAUUCUCAAACAUAUUGUUGUGUGAUUGCUAAAUAUGCUGUUUUGAUACAUGUCCAUUGUUAUUCAUUUCAGGUUUAUCAAAUACCUGGACCGUGGCUACAACUCGUGCUCCAGAACAGACCUGUUCUUCACCCCUCUGUCCUCAUCCAAGCUGGCCAAGAAGAGAGAGGAGGCUGUGGAGAGAUCCAAGAGAGAGGCUGAGCACAACGCCCGAGAGAGAGAGAGGGAGAAGGACAGGGAGAGAGAGCGGGAGAGGGAACGAGAGAGGCAGGAAGACAAAAAUGCUGUGAGUAAUAUGUUGUGCUAUUCCUACUAUUCCUUUUUUUCUUUGACAUAAAGAAAGUGUUCAGAAGGGAAACCCGAGUGUGGUGCCAUUAGCGGAUAUUGCACCAAUUGGAAUCACACUCUAUUUACAUGCAGUCUAUUUAAGUCGACCGGUUUUACACAUGCCAGAUCGCUGGUGUCUCUUUCUGCUAUUACUUGCUAUGCUUGCUGUGUUCUGAUUUCUGUGCUUCUUCUUCCAGGGGAUUUGAUAGAGCAUAUUGUGCUCACUGCUCUGGCACUGAGCUACCUGAAGGAGCAGAGCCUAUCGUUUCCUUUCUGAACUGACAUGUCUUACCAUCUUGUAUUUCAGCAAUGUUAUCAAUUAUAUUAUUAUAUAGUACAACAACGUUAACAGUUAAUGAUGCCUGAAGGGCUCUAUACAUUGUUUUCUCGCAAAUUUGAACAACCUAAAUGUCCCUCUUCCUCUUCCAGAGAGCGUCCUGCUCGUCCCAUGACAGCCGUAUGAGUGAUGUCCAGAUGACUGGCCAGGUCCACAUGCGUUCCUCCUUCGAGCAGCCCCCCACCAGCGUGGCGGCUGUCCCCCCUUACAUCGGACCCGACACCCCGGCCCUGCGCACCCUUAGUGAGUACGCCCGACCCCACGUCAUGUCCCCCACCAACCGCAACCACCCCUUCUUCGUGUCCCUGUCCCCCGGGGACCCCCUGCUGGCCUACCACAUGCCCGGCCUGUACGCCGCUGACCCCAGCAUGCGAGAGAGGGAGCUCCGCAACCUCAGAGAGAGGGAGCUCCGUGAGAGGAUGAAGCCCGGCUUCGAGGUCAAACCCCCGGAGAUGGAGAACAUGCAUCCAUCAGCCAACCCCAUGGAGCACUUUGCCCGACAUGGAGCCCUGGCCCUGCCCCACAUCGCUGGGCCACCCCACCACCCCUUUGGCCACUUCCAUCCGGCCAUGCAGAACCACCUGGAGAGGGAGAGGCAGGCGCUGGCCCUGGCCGGGCCCCAGAUGCGUCCGGAGCUGAGCUACGCUGAGCGGCUGACUGCUGAGAGGCUCCAUGCAGAGAGGAUGGCGUCUGUGGCUAACGACCCGGCCGCCAGGCUGCAGAUGCUGAAUGUGACGCCGCAUCACCACCAGCACUCCCACAUCCACUCACACCUACACCUGCACCAGCAGGACCCACUCAACCAAGGUGAGGGUAAGGACACUUCUAUGUUUUUUUCUAUCUUGCUUUUGUUUCAUCUUCAGGAUAUGUAUGUACGUAUGUGUACUGUGUAUUCACAAAUCGAUUCUUGAUUUUGUUCUGUCAUCUAAGACAACCAUUUUUAAAAACUUUUUUUUAAAGCACAGAAUGAAGUGGUAAUAGUUUUUCAACAUCUAUGGUGAGGGCAGCUUAAGGACCAGGCACUGCUACUAGCUAGCUAUCUUAAUAAAAUAAUAUAUUCAUUCUUAUUUCAUGUUUGAUAUUCUUAUGUAUUGUUGAGAGAGGAUGCCUCUCCUCACUGUUACUGUGUCUACCUACCAGUGUAGCUGUCAGUUGGGAUGCGUGUAUUGCUCAUCCCCCUGCCCCAUGUUAACUGAUGUGUGUGAUAUGUGUUAAUUUAUAUACUGUUUGUUCUCCUGCUUCAUUAGAUGAUGUGUGUUACUGUCACCCAGGUAAUGGCCCCCACCCUCUGGAUCCCCUGGCUCCAGGGCCCCGGCUGGCCCGCUUCCCCUUCCCUGGAGGCCCCAUCCCCAACCCUCUGCUCAACGACCUGCCCCACGACCAUGACAUGCUGCGACACCCACUGUUUGGUGAGGAACCUCAACCUAAACCUUGACUGUUUAUAUGGGAACACACACAUUCAAUUCAAUUUAGACUAUAUUUCUGUGUGAUUGUGUGUUGACUGAUACUCACUCUGAGGUUUUGUGCCCCUUGAUCAACAUCCAAACAGCUUAUGCUGCUGUUGCAGGAGCAGGGUACCCCCGUGAGCUCCAGGGCCCCAUCCCCCAGAUGUCUGCAGCCCACCAGCUCCAGGCCAUGCACGCCCAGUCAGCAGAGCUGCAGAGGCUGGCCAUGGAGCAGCAGUGGCUGCACGGACACCACCACUUACAACAUGGGGGGCAUCUGCCCGGGCAGGAGGAUUACUACAGGUGAGGUGAUUACCACCUCGAAAAACAACCAACAACAACAGUUUACCUUAAUCACAGUGCUUUCAUUUAUGCAUUUAUUGAGAAAUCCAAUCACUAGACAAAGUUGGAUCUUGAUUAUUGAGGAGUUAAUAUUUUAUUUUGUUUACCUGAACACAGUGAAUACUUUAAAGAGCCAAUGCUUUUAUUUAUGUAUCAGCAUUUAUUGAGAACUUAAAUCACUAGACAAAAGUAGGAUUUUGGUUUAUUGAUGAGCUAUUGCACUGACAUUAAUAUUUUAUUAUUGUUGUUUUCCACCACAGCCGUCUGAAGAAAGAAGGUGACAAGCCAUCG